CUUGGUAUACACGUCUACCAAAUGCCUUCAUCACACAAACCGCAAUUCUAACAUAACCUUCGCCUCACACAUACAUACACAACAUCAACCAUAUUGCAGGAAGAGUAAACCAUAACUGAACAACCUGGUGGAAUCACACCCGAGUCGGGCAUGCUAUCUACGGGUUGGGCAUUUUGUCGAACAAGUAGAGCGCGAGGCGCGGAGUCGAGUAGUCGACAAAGGGCUGCAAACAACGACACACUGGUUCAAACAUUUUAUCGAGCAUGCUUAGCACGAGACGAUGAGGACAGCGAGGUGUUUGCCGGGUUCGACGAUGUCACGGCUGAGGCUGCACAGAUCGAGGACGCUGCUGCACGCGACGACACACGGCGAAGUCCCAGCUCAGACGUUUCUCCGAACACCAUCACAAAUGCCCAAACGUCGCCGCGGAGGAGCUCGGCGUGGAAUAAAGACGGCGACCCGAGCAACACGACCGCAGGCGAAGCCCUGCGCGCACGCGCAGAGGGAGACCGAGCGCACGCAGCGGAGUCCGGCAGUCUGCAGCCUGGGCGCGAUGGCGUCUGCGGCCAACGUCAGGGCGAGGCAGGCGGCUGGCGGACUUCACAGGGGUGGCAGACGGCACUUGAGGCUGGACCGACGGCGAGCACCAGAGAAAAGCGGGGACGACGACCAGGGAGCCGCGGCCGGACCUGAGGGAGAUGAGGGAGGUCGAGCGCAGCAGACGACCGACGUGGUGCAGGACGCUCGGCGCUAGAGAUGAACAGCGGUCGGAUGGUGUAGGAAGGGAUGGCGUGAGGGGGUACGACAGCUAGGGAAACUCGCCUGAGCGCGGCUCGCACGGGGAGAAGACAGGGUCGUCACUCGACGGCUUGAAGAGGAUAAGGACGACGACGAGUCGGCGAGACCUGGUGGUGCGGUGAGGGAGGAGCAGAGGGGGCGCGGCAGGCGAAUAGGAGACCAACGGCCGGUCCAGCGGCACCGGCGAGGUCCGAGCAGGACACCAUGGCGGCAGUCUUGGGUGCGAUGUGAAGGUGCAACGUCGGGGAAGACGGCGAGCAAGCGCAGCUGGCCGAGCUAGGAGAGGGCGGAGGCAUGGAUGGCCGGCGGUGGCCUACUGGAGAAGAUGGAUGGCCGGUGAUGGAAGAGCUGAAGAGCACGACGUUUGAAGAUAAGCCUGACAAUAGAUAAGAGUAGUACCGUUUGUUUGGAUUAUAAUAUACUUAAAUUAUACAAUCUAACUUAAACAAUCUAGCAGGCAAGAGUAUAUUUAUUUCAGCUUAUAAAUUAUAUAAUCUGAACUAUAAUAUAGAUUAUAUAAUCUAGAUUAUAAUCUACUAUAUGUACCUGU
Messenger RNA from Zea mays, 1348 nucleotides. RefSeq lists its product as uncharacterized. The transcript has a single exon. The coding region runs from base 151 to 693 and encodes 180 amino acids. Lineage: Eukaryota; Viridiplantae; Streptophyta; Magnoliopsida; Poales; Poaceae. The record is from RefSeq and is marked predicted.